AUGCAUCAUUUUGCUGAUGAAAUUUCUGCUUCAUCAUCUUCCACAAAUAUAAAUCAUGCAACUAAGACUACCGACGAGGCUACUGAUCAAUCAUUUGCUGGAGAGUUCUGGGAGGAUAUGAAAAGUAACGUGCAGUUGCAAAAAGAUCAAAUAGAGGCAACCUUCUUAACGACUAAGGAUUUAUCAAACCGAAAGAACGCCUGGGUUGGUAAGCAGCAGCUUCGAGAAGCAAGGCACAAGCAGUUGAUUAUCUCCUUUUAUUUAGUUGCUGGUGCUAUAUUAGGAACUCUUACCAAAGUAAAUGAUGAAACAUUUGGGUCUCUUGGAUAUACAUAUACUGUCAUUGCUGUUUCUCUACUUGCAAGGAUUGCAGCUUUGAGAUCAUUUUCUAUGGAUAAAUUACAAUACUGGAGGGAGAGUGCAUCAGGGAUUAGUAGUCUAGCUCAUUUUUUAUCAAAGAUACAUAUGAUCUUUUCAGUACUUAGUCCAAACCUCUUGUUUACCCUAUCCAUGUUCUACUUCUUUAGCAAUCCAAGGUCAAGCUUCGGAAGUAAUUACGCGGUUUUGGUGUGCCUUGUGUAUUGUGUAACUGGCAUGGCUUAUGCAUUAGCAAUUUAUUUCGAGCCUGCUCCUGCUCAGCUGUGCUUUCUCCCUGUUGUUAUGACUCUCAUUUCAAACCAGAAAAGAGAUACUCUCUCUAUGAAAAUCCUUAUAAAAAUGUGUUACCCAAAUUGGGCUUUGGAGGCCUUUAUUAUUGCAAAUGCUGAAAGGAAUUUCUAUUUUUUCUUCAGGUACACUGGGGUGUGGUUGAUAACUCGUUGUAGUUCACUGAUGAAUAGCAGUUAUAACUUUGCCCGAAUUGUGGCGUUCAUUUGUCUCAUGAUCACCCAAAAGAAGUGA
Vicia faba (fava bean) is the source of this 900-nucleotide messenger RNA. The record is from the annotation of a GenBank genome assembly. NCBI's taxonomy places the organism in Eukaryota, Viridiplantae, Streptophyta, Magnoliopsida, Fabales, Fabaceae.